GCUUCUUGCAGUCGACACGUUUGCUCAGAAAUCGGUCUAACGAAACAAUCACGGCGGGGGACAUGACGUCUGACAUCAGUCAGGAGGACUUGGACUUUGCGGAUCUGUUUCUUUAUAAUCCGCCAGAGGAUGCCUUCUCUGAUGGUUUCAUCCAAGAAAAUGGCGAUCGCCCCCCACUACUGGGGGUCAACGCAACGUUCGUCGAGGAUAGUCCUGCUAAAGAAAGCUCAUCGUCUGAGAUGCUGUUUGACUCCAUGGCUUUGGCCACAACAACUGGGAUCAUCCCAGCUCCCAGCCCCAGGAUUGAGAUCACUCCAUCAGGGGAUUCCCUCAGCUCUCAGGCCCUGGAGCAGAGCCUUGGCUCCAAAGUCCUCGGGGCCUACCGAGAAACUGCAAGCCCUGCCAGUAGCAACUCCUCCACCGGUUGGGUAGCAGAAGGAUUCUCUCCAUCAGCCUCGCCAAGCACACGUUCCACAGAGUUGUCCACCCUAGACCUCUGUCCUUACAUCCAGGGUAUCCACACUUCUUCUACCCACUCCUUACCAGGAGCCUCUGGAGGUAACAGCUUUACCGAUGAGCCCUUCCUCCUGCCUCAGCACCAAGGCAUGCGCUCACCACAGGUCCAGCGCCGCUCCCGCUCUGUCUCACCACAGGGCAAGCGCACCCAUGACCAGAUAUUCACCUGUCAGGGUGCCACUCCAGUCAAACAACGCUCCCGAAGUCCCAGUCCUAUCCCCUUGCCUUACGAACUGCCGGGUUCAUACCACACCCCUCAAAGGCAGGUUCAAGGCGUGUUUCAGACCCAAAUGCAGAUCUCUAGAAAAGGCCUGGAAGAAAUGGUGAAUAGUGCCCAUGGGCCGAACCUCAGGUUAGAUUGCGUGUGUGAGAGGGAAGGAGCGGUGGCCACGUCUGGAAACUUCUGUGUCGUCCCAACUUCAUGGUCUUCUCAACCAUUUCGAGGCCUUUCCUUAGUCCCGCUCCCCUCUCUAGAGUGGGCAUUGCCCAGUAAGUCCAGUCAGUACGAGCUGGUGAUCCAGCACCAGCCGAGAUCUCACCACAGAGCCCACUACGAGACCGAGGGCAGCCGCGGACCGGUCAAGACACUCAGUGGCGGACACCCAGAAGUUCAGCUCCACGGUUAUCAAGGGACAACUCCGCUGGGGCUGCUUGUCUUCAUCGGGACAGCCGACGAGAGGCUGCUGAAACCCCACGCCUUCUACCAGGUCCACCGCAUCACUGGCAAGACCGUGACCACACCCAGCACGGAAAGGAUGGUCAAUGGGACCAAAAUGUUGGAAAUCCCUCUCCAACCAAGUAACAAUAUGAGAGCGGUGAUUGACUGCGUGGGAAUCUUGAAGCUGAGGAAUGUAGACAUUGAGCUGAGGUACGGCGAGACAAACAUGGGACGCAAGAACACUCGGGUUCGCUUGGUGUUCCGUGUCCAUUUACCGCAGCCCGGAGGCCAGUUGGUGUCUCUUCAGGUGGCCUCACAGCCCAUUGAAUGCUCUCAGCAUUCUGCUCAGGAGAUCCCCGUAGUCAAUAAGCAGAACUUGGACAGAUGCUCGGUACACGGUGGACAAAUCAUGUUCUUGACUGGGCAGAACUUUACCUGCGACUCUAGGGUGAUGUUCUCAGAGAAGACACGAGAUGGCCAGGAAAUCUGGGAAGUGGAGGCAACUGUGAACCGAGAAAAUUCCCAUGCUAAAGUACUGGUGGUUGAGGUUCCUCCGUAUCGAGACGGUACCAUUUGCCACGCAGCCAAAGUCAACUUCUACGUCAUCAAUGGGAGGAAGAAGCGCAGUGAGCCCCAGCACUUCGUCUAUACCCCCAUGAUAAGUGCCGUUAAAGCCGAGCCACUGGAUGAGAGGCGGAUGAAUCCGUGUGCUUGCUCAGACAUCCAACUUCAUUCUGGCAGGUCAGUGAAGUCGCUCUUUCAUUGGCCGGAGCAUCGGAGCAAACUCCAAGCCAUCGGUGUCUCUCCGCCACGCUUCUUAAACAAAGACGAGGAUCAGCGGGAUUUCCAGCCCGUAUUCUACCAAUCAAGAGCUGGUAAUCUAAUCAACACCACAGAGCUUCUCUACCCCCCGACCAAACAACUUUACUAUAACAACUAUGCUGCUGUUCUCCACGGCGGCUUGCUUACAGCGUCAAACCCCGCCAACAUCCAUGCCUUAGUAGUCCCGCUCCAUCAGGGUGUCGCUGUUAAAAAACCUCAAGACAAACUAUGUAAAGGUCCUGAGGUCAAGCACUCAUUCAAGGCAUAUUCAUCGACCAGACAUCAAAGUACCGUGCAAGUAGUGCAGUCCCUGGGAAAGUCGCCACCUUUGGGAUUGGUCCAAAGCGACAUUUGUGAGAAGGCGCCGCUCCAAACGGGCAAGGUCGGACCCGACCGAGAGGCUCUGGCUCCGGAACGACUGGCCAUCAAACAGGAGGACCUGGGCGGUGUCUACCUGGAAGACGUGAACGACAUCAUACGAAGAGACCUGAGAGAUCAUCACAGUGACGCUGAGGGCCCGCAUCGUCCUGCACUCUGAGGAUCUACCUGUACAUCAACAGAUCUAAUUGAUCGCUUAGAUCAGGGGUCCCCGAACUUUUUGACUCCGAGCUGUAGAAAAUUAAUUAGGAGGAAUUAUAAAAAAAAAUAUUAUAUUGAAAAAAGACAACUUUUUUUUUAACUUGGGACUCCCCUGCGGGAUAUUUUUUGGGAGAGAAUAUUGGAAAAAUGUAGUGAAGUGAAGUGAAUUGUAUUUAUAUAGCGCUUUUUCUCUAGUGAUUCAAAGCGCUUUACAUAGUGAAACCCAAUAUCAAUCAAUGUUUAUUUAUAUAGCCCUAAAUCACAAAUGUCUCAAAGGGCUGUACAAACCAUUACGACUACGACAUCCUCGGUAGAACCUUUGGAGGUGGGAGGGGGCAUAUUCCCAGGUGCAUGUCUUUGGAGGUGGGAGGGGGCAUAUUCCCAGGUGCAUGUCUUUGGAGGUGGGAGGGGGCAUAUUCCCAGGUGCAUGUCUUUGGAGGUGGGAUCUUUUUUUUUGUAUUUAUUUAUUUUUAUUUUUUUUACAUUUAAACCAGUGUAAUAAUUUAAUUGAUUUAUUUAGACUCGGGGGGCCACACUGGGUUAGAAAAAAAAAACGUGUUAUUGAUGGGUAAAAGCGUUUUUACACAAUAUGAUUUACCUGAGCAGAUAGGAGACACCGAGAGUAACAAGCGGUAGAAAAUGGAUUAGAAAGGACAGAUUAAAUAAAAAUAAUACAAAUAAAAUAUUAUUAUUAUUGUUUUUUAAUUUGGGACUCCUCGCGGGUCAUUUUUUGGGAGAGAAUAUAGAGAAAAAUUUAAUAAUUUCAUUGAUUUAUAGAUUUUUGAAAAUUCACAAUUUAGAAUCGGGAUUCGGAUGUAAAUCUAUUUUUAUGCACCACUAAUAGACAGCCUAGAGCAGGGGUCUCCAAACUUUUCGACUCAGGGGGCGCAUUGGGUUAAAUAAAUGUGGCCGGGGGCCGGGCUGUGUAUAUAUACGUUAGGUCAGGAAAAAAAAAAAACCCAGGCUAUAUCAUCCCUACAAGCCUGUUUCGCAGGUUUCCCUGCUCGUCAGGGGAUUUUAUUCCACAUCGGAAUCCCGAUUCUAAAUUGUGAAUUUUCAAAAAUCGAUAAAUCGAUCAAAUUAUUACAUUUUUCCUAAUAUUCUCUCCUAAAAAAAAUGUCCCGCGGGGAGUCCCAAGUUAAAAAAAUAAGUUAUUUUUAGAA
Molecule: messenger RNA, 3738 nt
Organism: Nerophis ophidion (straightnose pipefish)
Lineage: Eukaryota; Metazoa; Chordata; Actinopteri; Syngnathiformes; Syngnathidae
Product: nuclear factor of activated T-cells, cytoplasmic 2-like
Exons: 10
Coding region: 63-2534 (823 amino acids)
Biological process (GO): regulation of transcription by RNA polymerase II; cytokine production; calcineurin-NFAT signaling cascade
Cellular component (GO): transcription regulator complex
Molecular function (GO): transcription factor binding; DNA-binding transcription factor activity, RNA polymerase II-specific; RNA polymerase II cis-regulatory region sequence-specific DNA binding
Source: RefSeq, a predicted model, not a curated record